Molecule: messenger RNA, 646 nt
Organism: Fragaria vesca subsp. vesca
Lineage: Eukaryota; Viridiplantae; Streptophyta; Magnoliopsida; Rosales; Rosaceae
Product: vesicle transport protein SFT2B-like
Exons: 6
Coding region: 1-492 (163 amino acids)
Biological process (GO): vesicle-mediated transport
Cellular component (GO): membrane
Source: RefSeq, a predicted model, not a curated record
AUGUGGGGAAAGCUGAACCAAUCUAUGCUUGGGAACAACGAAGAGCAGGGUGAAGAGGGUUUCUUUGAUGAAGAAUCCGAAGGCUUGUGUUCUCUGUCUGCUACUCAGAGAAUGUAUGCUUUUGGAGGUUGUUUCCUGGUUGGGAUGGCUUGUAUGUUCCUGUCGAUGAUCGUCUUUGCCAAACCCAUCAAAUUUGCCAUUUUGUUUACCUUUGGCAAUUUGUUGGCGGUAGGAAGUACAGCUUUCCUCUUUGGCCCUGCCCAACAAAUGAGAAUGAUGUUUGACACGGUCCGAAUCUAUGCCACAGCUAUUUACCUUGGUUGUGUUGUUCUAGCACUCAUCUGUGCUCUCUUGAUUCAAAGCAAAGUUUUGACACUAAUUGCAAUGAUAUGUGAGCUCUGCGCCCUUAUUUGGUACAGUCUGAGUUAUAUUCCUUUUGCUCGAAGUAUGGUGUCACAAUUGAUGAUUCGUUUAUGCGACACGGAGCUUUAGUUGGUACAAUUCAGAACAGUUUGGCGUGUUUUAGUGUUGAUUUUUUGUGAUGCGGUUUACUACUCUAAACCCUUAUUAGUUGAGUUUUCAAUAUUUGAGCAGAGUUAUGUUGUGUUUGUGAUUGCUACUGGAGCAUGUAAAUGUGUGAUUUGUG